GUGAUCGAGCCUGUCAUUGGCGAUGCCUGCGGUCGGGCGCGGAAAGAUAUACAAACAACCGCGGGCUGCACGGGAUAGAUGCAUCCGCACAAAAAAAAAUACGUUUCGGCCACCUGCCGUCCAUCUCAUCCGUCUAGAUCCUUACUCGUCCGUUCAUCUACCUUGCACACCGCGCCCCGUCGAACGUGAACGUGCAUAUAUCAAGGCAGCACGUAUCCCGCCGCGUGCAGCAGCGUCGCGAACUGGACCUUGGCGAUCGAGCGCACCUGCUCGAGGUCGUAUCCGUGCCGGUUAACGAGGUCGCCCGAGUUGUGAUACAUAGGAUCGGCGAUCGGCCCGGCGCGUUCGAACACUUGCGUGGCGGGGAAGCCCUGUUCCCAGAAGCUCUGGUGGUCGCUGCAGCAUGCGGCGGUGUAGCCAACGGUGAGCUCGGGCGAGUAGAGCGACGAGAGAUUGGACACGAGCUGCGUCACUUCGAGGGUGCCGAUCGAGAGCGGGAGGCCGAGCUGCGGCGGCUCCUCCGGCACGUGGUAGGCGAGCAUGUCUGCCUGGAUCAUGAGCGUGAUGUUCGCGCCCUGGGCCUUGAGCUCGCGCGCGUACGCCUGGGAUCCGAGCAGGCCUUGCUCCUCGCCGCCGAAGAGGACGAGCUCGACGUUCUCCUUGAAGCGCACGCCCGUCUUGGCGAUCGCGCGGGAGAGGGCGAGGAUGGCGGUGGUGCCCGAGCCGUCGUCGUCGCCGCCCGGGGCGCGCGUGCUCCCGAACGAGCCGCGCGAGUCGUAGUGCGCCGAGAGGAGCACGGUCGCGUUCGUCGGCAUCGUCGCGGUGUAUUUGCAGACGACGUUGGGGGUGAAGCCCUGCAGGAACGGACGGAGGGCGCACGUCGCGCCGCUGAGCUCGACCUGGGCCUUGAUCCACGCCGCGGCCGCGCGCGCGCCGUCGCUGAACGAGUGCCGGCUGAGGAUCGCCGACUCGUCCGCCUCGCCGGAGAGGUACUCCGCGUCCUUCUUCAUCUGCUUCACGUCGAGCUCCUCCAGCAGCGCGGCGACGGCCGAGUCGUACUUGACGCCGUCGAGGAUGCGCCGCACGCGCGCCGCGGCGUCGGGCGGGACGGGGACGUAGGACCGCGGGGUGGCCGGGAUCGGGCGCGCGCGCCAGAAGGGCGGGAGGAGGGGGUCGAGGUGAGCGGAGGCGGAGGCGGGGAUGGAGGCGAGGACGGUGUCCGCGGUGCAGAAGAGGAUCUGCGAGGGCGCGGGGGAGGUGCCGAGCGCGAUCUGGCCGUCGGAGCGGGCGUCGGCGGUGACCCUGAGGGCGUCGAGCGAGAGCAGCGUGCCGGCGAAGGCGUCGUCGCAUCCGAGCCCGCCCAUGUCUUCGGAGUGCACGGCCUCGUCGACCGCCGCGCGCUCGAUCCACACGAGCUGCUGCGCUCCGGUAUCGGCGACCUGGACCGGAUCGGGGAGAACGAUGCCUUCGCUCAGGAACUGGGUCGCAUAGCCGAGGCAGGACUCGUCGGUCCUGAAGAGAGCGUGGCGCCCGCCGCCGUAGACGCCGUAGAAGCCGUCGGCGAGGCAGCUCGCGCCGAACGAGGCUUGGUCGAAGACGGCGGGGUCGAAGGCGGUGACGAAGAGGACCGCGCUCGGGAGAACCAUGGCUGGUUUACUCCGGCUCCGAAGAUAAUAAUAUAAAUCGAGUUAUUCGAUUUUGGAGUGGAGUGCGCUGCUGGCUGAAGGUGCGGGGACCACGUAGACCAGGGGCAGGUCACUUGAGUCAAUCGAAGGCGCUCGAAGCGCCAAGUAGCGGACAGUAACCGUGAGAAAGUCGACUCUGUGCUACGUGUCACCUCGCCACGUCGCCCGCCGACCGAAUUAUAAAGACCACCGACCGGUCGUCCCAGUCGUGCUAGUCGACCUCACCACCUCCCUCCGCUUUCUCUUUCCCUCUUCCCCUUUCCUUCUCCUUCCUUCCACUACUCAUCCAUCACCGAGUAGACGAAGACCACCAACCACCACACGCACCCCAUGGCGCGUCCAUCGAGGACCCAAGCGCGCCGCGCCGCGUCGGCGCUCUCGCUUUGCUGUCUCCUCCUCCUCGCCGUCCUCUGCUUCUUCCCCGCCGCCGCCGUGGCCGCGGACGACAAGCGCUCCGAGUACGGCACCGUCAUCGGUAUCGACUUGGGCACCACCUACUCCUGCGUCGGUGUCCAGCGCGGCGGACGGGUAGAAAUCAUCGCCAACGAUCAGGGCCACCGUAUCACCCCCUCAUGGGUCUCCUUCACUGACGAAGAGCGACUUGUCGGCGACGCCGCCAAGAACGCGUACCACUCCAACCCGCAGAACACCGUCUUCGACGCCAAGCGUCUCAUCGGCCGCAAGAUGGACGAGCCCGAGAUCAAGCGCGACAUGAAGCACUGGCCGUUCAAGGUCCACGAGAAGAACGGCAAGCCCGCCAUCCAGAUCACGUACAAGGGCGAGCCCCGCGACUUUACCCCGGAGGAGAUCUCCGCCAUGGUCCUCGGCAAGAUGAAGGAGACCGCCGAGGCUUACCUGGGCAAGAAGGUCACCCACGCCGUCGUCACCGUCCCCGCAUACUUCAACGACGCGCAGCGUCAGGCGACCAAGGACGCUGGCACGAUCGCUGGCUUGAACAUCCUUCGUAUCAUCAACGAGCCGACCGCCGCCGCCAUCGCGUACGGUCUCGACAAGAAGGGCAAGGAGCAGCAGAUCAUCGUGUACGAUCUCGGCGGAGGAACCUUCGAUGUCUCUCUCCUCUCUAUCGACGACGGCGUCUUCGAGGUGCUCGCCACCGCCGGCGACACCCACCUCGGCGGCGAAGACUUCGACAACCGCGUCAUCGACCACCUCGUCAAGGCCUACAAGAAGAAGACGGGCACGGACGUCACCGGCAACCUCCGCGCGCUCGGCAAGCUCAAGCGCGAGGUCGAGAAGGCCAAGCGCACGCUCUCCUCGCAGCAGUCCACCCGGAUCGAGAUCGAGUCGUUUGAGAACGGCAACGACUUUUCCGAGACGCUCACCCGCGCCAAGUUUGAGGAGCUCAACAUGGACCUCUUCCGCAAGACGAUGAAGCCCGUCGAGCAGGUGCUCAAGGAUGCCAACGUUAAGAAGGAGGACGUCGACGAGAUCGUGCUCGUCGGUGGCUCUACCCGUAUCCCCAAGGUCCAGCAGCUCCUGAAGGAGUACUUCAACAAGGAGCCGUCCAAGGGCAUCAACCCCGACGAGGCCGUCGCCUACGGCGCCGCCGUCCAGGGCGCGAUCCUCGCCGGUGACGACGAGAUGGCCGACGUCGUCCUCGUCGACGUCUGCCCGCUCACGCUCGGUAUCGAGACCACCGGCGGCGUGAUGACCAAGCUCAUCCCGCGCAACACCGUCAUCCCCACCCGGAAGUCGCAGAUCUUCUCGACCGCGGCCGACAACCAGCAGACGGUGCUGAUCCAGGUGUACGAGGGCGAGCGCGGCUUGACGAAGGACAACAACCUCCUCGGCAAGUUUGAGCUCGGCGGUAUCCCGCCCGCCCCGCGCGGCGUGCCCCAGAUCGAGGUCACCUUCGAGAUCGACGCGAACGGCAUCAUGAAGGUCGCCGCCGCCGAUAAGGGAACUGGCAAGUCGGAGUCGAUCACGAUCAAGAACGAGAAGGGCCGCCUCUCGCAGGAGGAGAUCGACCGCAUGGUCGCCGAGGCGGAGGAGUUUGCGCAGGACGACGAGGCGCAGCGGAAGCGGAUCGAGGCGCUCAACGCGCUCUCGUCCUUCGUCUACGGCCUCAAGGCGCAGCUCGCCGACCAGGACGGGCUCGGCGGCAAGCUCGACGACGCGGACAAGAAGGCGAUCCUCGCCGCCGUCAAGGACACGACGGAGUGGAUCGACGACCAGGGCCAGGGCGCGACGGCGGAGGAGCUCGAGGAGAAGCUGGCGGAGGUGCAGGCGGUCGUGAACCCGAUCACGAGCAAGCUGUACGCCGGCGGCGGGUACGCCCCCGGCGAGGACGACGAGCAGGAUCCGUUCCACUCGCACGACGAGCUUUGAAAGGGGGAGCGGAAGACGGCUCCGCCAUUAUAAAAGGAACCUAUAUACCGUCCCGUGAUGAUUUUAAUUUUAUACAUCGGAGAUUACGACGCCACUCGCCAUUUGUAAUUGGGACUAUCAGUAGUCGUCUUUUUGCAAUCAACGACCCGAUAAUCA
Punctularia strigosozonata HHB-11173 SS5 is the source of this 4190-nucleotide messenger RNA. Its product is annotated as heat shock protein 70. The transcript is spliced from 9 exons. Gene Ontology annotation, biological process: endoplasmic reticulum unfolded protein response; cellular response to unfolded protein; protein refolding. The record is from RefSeq and is a predicted model, not a curated record. Lineage: Eukaryota; Fungi; Basidiomycota; Agaricomycetes; Corticiales; Punctulariaceae. Gene Ontology annotation, cellular component: membrane; endoplasmic reticulum chaperone complex; endoplasmic reticulum lumen. Gene Ontology annotation, molecular function: ATP binding; ATP hydrolysis activity; ATP-dependent protein folding chaperone. Bases 2016 to 4034 code for a protein of 672 amino acids.